Messenger RNA from Teleopsis dalmanni, 1230 nucleotides. It is a transcript of the gene Clp, whose product is annotated as cleavage and polyadenylation specificity factor subunit 4. The transcript has 3 exons. Bases 117 to 1001 code for a protein of 294 amino acids. The record is from RefSeq and is a predicted model, not a curated record. Gene Ontology annotation, molecular function: zinc ion binding; RNA binding. Lineage: Eukaryota; Metazoa; Arthropoda; Insecta; Diptera; Diopsidae.
AAGUGAACAACUUGUUUCAGUGUUUCACCGGUUCAAUAAAUGUUUGACAUUGUUGAUUAAAUUUUUCGGCAAUUAAUUUUAGUGGUGGAUAACAACAAUAAUUAUAUUUAUUAAAAAUGGAUGUAAUUUUAGCAAAUGUAAAUAAUAUAAAUUUUAAAAUAGAAAAGGAUCUUAUGAAUCAAUGUGGCGCCCUUCUUCUACCGUUUGGUGGCAUGGACAAAUCCAUGGCUGCCGUUUGUCAAUUUCUGGACAAAACUGGUUUAGAAUGUGAUAAAGGCUCUGCAUGUCCAUUUCGUCAUAUACGUGGCGACAGAACAAUAGUAUGUAAGCACUGGCUCAGAGGACUUUGCAAAAAAGGCGAUCAGUGUGAAUUUUUACAUGAAUACGAUAUGAAGAAAAUGCCAGAGUGCUACUUUUAUUCUCGAUUCAAUGCUUGUCAUAACAAGGAAUGUCCAUUUCUGCAUAUUGAUCCUGAAAGCAAAGUAAAAGAUUGUCCAUGGUACGAUCGUGGUUUUUGCAGGCAUGGUCCAAAUUGUCGUCAUCGACAUGUAAGAAGAGUGCUUUGUAUUAAUUACUUAGCUGGGUUUUGUUUUAAUGGAUGGAAUUGUAAAUAUGUGCAUCCUACAUUUGAAAUACCUCCACUUGCUGAUAUUGCAAAGGAACAAAUGCAAAAAAAGACUCCGAUUUGUCAUCUAUGUGGUGAGUUGGGUCACAAAGCUUCCAUGUGCCGAAAAGUACAAGAUGAGGAUAGACAAUUUAAACACAACACAAGUGCAAAACAAUAUGUAGGAAAUCUUCAAAAUUUAACUAACAGAGAUUUUAAUAACGAUAAAGAUGAAGGAGAAGAAAACGUUAAUACUGGGCAUUCUAUUAUGACAUUGAAAAUAUCUAAACCUAUUGAAGAGGUUACUUGCUAUAAAUGUGGCAAUAAGGGUCAUUAUGCCAAUAAAUGUCCAAAAGGACAUUUAGCGUUUUUAUCAAAUCAGCGAAAUCAAAAAUAGCAUACAUUAGAAUUUUUAUAACAUCAUGCAAUUUAUUAAUACUGAAAAAACUUUGCUUUUACAUUCCGUAUCUCAAUAAGUAUCGAAUAUGCAUGCUUCGAGCAAGAAGCAUUUCUUCAACCUGGUGUACGCUGAUAGGAAACACAAUAUUUGUGCAUAAUCUGAAAGGAUUUUUGUAUAUACAUAACAAAACUCGGGUAAAAGUAAAAUUAUAUUUUUAUCUAUUUUU